GCGUCUCGACCGGGGAAUAUAAGCCGAGGGAGAAAGGUUCCGGGAGAGGUUUGGUUCCGGGGGCUCCUCCGUAGGAACGGCCGCCGCCAUGAUCCCGAUCCCGGUGGUGGUGUGUGUGCUGGGGGGCUGGUGCGCCGUCUACCUGGCGGAUACGCUGCUCAAGUCAUCCAACUCUCUGAAGGCAUCUUAUGAAGACUGGCUGCUGACAUACGGCUUGAGCGUCUCUCCUUUUCACAUGCGAUGGCAAACAGCUCUCUUCAACCGCCAGUUCUACAACUGGGGGAGAUGGAAACCCAGAUUUCUGUAUUUAUGGUUCAGCAUAGGAAUGGUGUUUGGUAUCGUUGCCAUGUUUGGCUCUGUUAUUCUUCUCGGAAAGACACUGAUGCAAACACUGACACAGAUGCUCACCGAAGCACCGAAAGCCCAGAAUGAUCGUAUGCUGCAAGUUGUGGUGCCUGGUGUAAACUUGCCUGUCAGCCAGCUGACCUAUUUCUUCUCUGCAAUCCUCAUCAGCGGUGUGAUACAUGAAGUCGGCCAUGGGGUGGCAGCUAUUCGAGAACAAGUACGAUUUAAUGGAUUUGGGAUUUUUAUCUUCAUUGUCUAUCCUGGAGCAUUUGUUGACCUGUUCACAACCCACUUGCAACUGAUAUCUCCAGUCCAGCAAUUAAGGAUAUUCUGUGCAGGAGUGUGGCAUAAUUUUGUUCUUGGUGUUGCAAGUUUCAUGGGUUUGUUUCUGCUGCCAGCCAUUCUUUUCCCUUUCUAUUACACGGGUGUCGGGGCACUUGUCACUGAGGUCGCGGAGGAUUCUCCUGCCAAUGGACCAAGAGGUCUUUUUGUGGGAGACCUUGUCACUAACCUACAAGACUGCCCAGUUUAUAGUGUGGAAGACUGGAAUUCCUGUCUGGGAGACAUUUCAGAGAAGUCACAGGUUGGCUACUGUAUAAGUGCAGCCACCCUACAGCAAUUAAGCUUUCCAGCUAGAGUCUAUAGGAGACUCGAUGGCACAGUUGAAUGUUGUAGUAACAACAGCCUCACAGACAUUUGCUUUUCAUAUAGCAAUAACUUGGACAGCCACCUGUAUGCCUGUCUGCCAGCACGAAAAGUUAUUGAGGCCAGCAAAGUUUGUCGAACCAACAUGGACUGCCAGAAAGACUUUGUUUCAAGCUUUUGUGUGACUCCUUCUUUAGAGAACCAAACAAGGCUAAUCAGGGUAAAACAUCCACCCCAUAUUGACAUGCUGUAUGUAGGACACCCCAUGCAUCUUCAGUACACAGUAAGUCUCAGCAGUUUUGUACCACGACAAAACUUUCUAAGCAUCGAUCUGCCUGUGGUGAUAGAGACAUUUUGCAAGUACCUAAUUUCACUGUCAGGAGCACUGGCAGUUAUCAAUGCUGUACCCUGCUUCGCUUUGGAUGGUCAGUGGAUAUUAAAUUCAUUCCUGGAAGCCACUCUGAGCUCCCUGAUUGUAGAAAAACAAAACAGAGAGCUUGUUGGCUUUUUAAUUUUGCUUGCUGGUAGUGCACUUUUGGCUGCCAAUGUUGCACUGGGACUUUGGAUGGUGACAGCACGAUAGAACAUUGGAUACACUUCCAUCAGUUCUCAGAGUACACAGAAAGAACGAAUCCAUUGCCUUUUAAAACUUGUCCAGUACUGAGACUGAAAUAAUUCCCUUAAAAUGACACUGAAAGAAAAAUCACUGGUGGCUGCUGUUUUAAUUUAAAACUGUACAACAUUGUGCCUGUGGUCAUGGGAAAUCUAAUUGAAGUAGGAACCUUUUUAUAUAGUCUUUAAGCACUGUACUAAUUUUGGAGAAACUGCAUUGUAAAGUUUCACAGUAAAAAGCCUAAGACUUCAUUAAUUUGGCUCUCAACAUAAGGGAAUUAUUUGGCCUCAAACAGUUGUAAAGGGGGAGAAAAUAACACUUAGGUUUUAUUUUAUAAUUUGAAUAAUUGUCAGAAAAUAUGUGUGGGUUCUGAUCGUUUCUCAGUCAGCAUAGUCUUGAGUGUCUUGUUUUGUUUUUUUUUUUAAUCUGGUAUUCUACCAGACUGGACUCUUAAGAAGCCCUAACAUCUGAUCUCAAAAUGGUGAAAAGCUAAGUAAAUGCUUACCAUGUGUUAAUGAGCAGAGAGAGGCCAUAUGGGUUAGUAUCUUUCCUUUUCAGCUGGCCAAAAUGACUGAAAGCAUGUUGUCCUCAGGACGUAGAUGAGAAGUGCCAAUGUCUGGUGAGAUGAGGAGUGUGGGAGGAUAACAAAGCCCACAUGUCUGUGUUUCUUACACAUUCAGUUGUAUAUUACCAUACGCAGCUGAAGAUUUUUUAAAGGCAAUAUUUGUCAGCAAUAGCUACAAGAUAACUGAAAUUUAGUUUCUGAGUGCUGAAGUAUGCUGUGCCCAAUUAUUCCUAAGUGAUAAAUAAUGUUUGUGUUGUUUUACUCAGAAAAGAAUACUGUGUUAUACCUGUUUACAGUUAAAAGUGAAACCUGUUGUUUUUAUGGUGUCUGUCUUCCGAUGCUACGCAUUAAUGUGUACAGUAACUCACUGAUGGUUUUCUGUCUUUCAAAGGGUCGGUUUCCUUUGCUAGGAUUCAUUCUGCUCAAAGAUAGCUAAGGAAGAUGUUUAGCUGAAGCUGGUCUUGAAUCAGAAUUGUUUAGAGGAAGAACGUGGUUGUGAAUUGAACUAUUUAAAUGUUUGGCUUUGUUUUCUGAGGGGAAUACAGACCAUAUCCUUGUUCUUAAAUGAACAGUGGAAGAACAGUCAGUGUUUUGCUGACUGAAGUGUGUCUGACACACUUUGAAGCUCUUUAAGUCUGUAAUAUUCUGUACCUAAUAGGAUUAUAUAUGGACUGUCAUGUCCUCCAGUGAUAUAUUGCUGUGUUUAUAUAAAUGGGGUUCAGUCAGAGCCUUGCCUCAAUACAGGCUGAUGUUUUAAAAAAAA
This is a messenger RNA of Haliaeetus leucocephalus (bald eagle), 2931 nucleotides long. It is a transcript of the gene MBTPS2, whose product is annotated as membrane-bound transcription factor peptidase, site 2. The record is from RefSeq and is a predicted model, not a curated record. Lineage: Eukaryota; Metazoa; Chordata; Aves; Accipitriformes; Accipitridae. The coding region runs from base 89 to 1573 and encodes 494 amino acids. Gene Ontology annotation, molecular function: protein binding; metalloendopeptidase activity. The transcript is spliced from 11 exons. Gene Ontology annotation, cellular component: membrane; cytoplasm. Gene Ontology annotation, biological process: regulation of response to endoplasmic reticulum stress; membrane protein intracellular domain proteolysis.